GCCCCCUGUCUCAUAGCAUCAUAUUUCCUGUACAGACAUAAGAAGGACAUGAACAUUGUCACCUCUGUAAAACUGUUCAUUUAUUGGCUAAAAUCUGUGUAUCUUCUGCAGAUAAACAACCUCCCAGUAACUCAACACACAUGCCCACUAUGGGAGGUCUUCUUGUUUUACUUGUGUCUUUGCUGCAUCUUAUUAACCCUUCGCUGGCUUAUUCUCUGAAGAACUGCAGCAUUGACUAUUCUGACAACCCCUCGGCUGAUGUUUUUGUGAGCUGUUCGAGCCAUGAACUGGUGACGGUUCCUGACGACAUCCCCAGAGCUGCCGUCUCAGUGCUGAUUAGAAAUAACCACCUGGAGAAGAUCAACAGAGGAGAUUUUGGUGGCAUGUCAAAGCUGAGAGUAUUGGACUUUGAGGAUAAUCACAUUGCUCACGUGGACGAUGGAUCCUUCAUCGAUUUGGUGUCGUUGAGAGUGCUUAGCAUAGAAGAAAACAAGCUAACCAACCUGACAGCUAACACGUUUCAGGGGUUGUCCAACCUCACCAUUCUCUUACUGGGAAACAACCAGAUCGAGUUCAUCCAUCCCUCGGCCUUCAGGUUCCUGAGCAGCUUACAGACUCUCCAGUUGGAGUCCAACAGGCUCCAACAGGUUGCUGACAUUCAGGCCGUCCUGCAGCUGCCAAACCUAAAGAAUCUGAGGAUGGGAUUUAACCUGUUUUCCUCCUUUCAAACCAAAGAUCUGCCACUGAACAUGUCCUCUGGCCUGAAGGUGUUGGAUGUUUCCUCCAGAAAAUUGCAGGCGUUCAGCAUCACCACUCCAAUCUUCCCUCAACUUGAGGUUAUACAUUUUUUCUGUUUUUCUCAUGUUCCCAUCCUGAAGUGGGACAUACCGGACAAAACUUUACUGAGAAGCAUAACUCAGUUGUACUUCAGUCUCCCUUCAAUGUCCUUUGUAAGGAUCCAGAAAGUCCUGCAAAGCCUCGACUCGCUGAUGCACCUCAGAUUGAAUUGUGUGAACAGGUGGUUUCGAAAAGGUCUGUUAGCUACAAUCUGCAAAAUACCGACGCUCAGGAAGCUGGAUCUGAGUUACAACCAUCUCCACAACUCGACUGUGAAGCUUGUUGCUUGUUCACAGCUCUGUGAGCUCGACCUGACCCACACUGACCUGCAUGAACUGCCAAAAGGCUCAAUCAUAUCCAUGAAGCGCCUUACUUCCCUGAGUGUUGGGACCAAUUGGCUGACCAAAGUGCCAGACGACAUUAGGAGACUCAACUCCCUGGAGAUCCUGGAUCUGAGGGGCAAUCUUAUCUCCGAUUUAAGUUGCGAAGACUUCCUUAAUACAACACGCCUCACAGACCUCUGCCUAAUUGAGAACCGCAUUGCCAAACUGCAGGGGUGCGUCUUUGAACAUCUCAAUGAUCUGAAGGUUUUAGACCUGAGCCACAACCUGCUGUGGACUUUCGGAGGCGCCUUCAAAACAGGCCUGCAGAAGCUUGAGUUUUUGGAUUUGAGCAAAAACUUUCUAACCAGUCUCCACAAUGAAGAUUUUCAAGGUUUACAGUCCCUAAAACGUCUGAAUGUGACGUCAGAUUAUAUUGACAGGGUGAAGCAUAACGCAUUUGAUGGACUGAACAACCUGGAAACUCUUCUUCUGUCUCUACCACUCGACUAUGAAAGUAACUUCACAAGAUUGCAGCAUUUGGAAAAUCUUACAAUCUACUUUAAAAUUAGAGAGAGUUUCCAAAGUCCUCAUCCAGGCUGGUAUAACAAGGCCCUGUUCCAAUUAAAAUCUAUGAAGGUUUUCAAAGUCUGCAGCGGCAACCACUAUGGCUUCCCCUUUGAUGUACUGGCUGAUAUGUUUAAAACUAUGAUACACUUAGAGGAUUUCACCGCUAUCAACGUCUAUGUUUCUGCUCUAAAGCCAGAAAUCUUCCAGUUCAACUCCCAACUCAAAAGUUUAAAGUUUAGUAUGACAGAUUUGUCCGAUCUGGACCCUAGAAUGUUUGAUCCGAUUACAAACCUGCAGGCUCUGGAUCUCUCUGAGUGUAAGCUCAAGUCUUUGGACUUUCUGGCGAAGGCCAACCUCCCCGCCCUAAAAUUUCUGAAACUGAGCGACAACGAGAUCAUGACGAUCAAUGAGGCAGUCUUCCAGUCUCUCCCUGCACUCACAUACUUGGAUCUGAACAACAACCCUUUCACCUGCCACUGUUCCAACGCUGGCUUCAUCCAGUGGGUGAAGAGCAACAACCAAACUCAGGUGGUGAACGCCCAUCAGUACAGGUGCUCCUUCCCGGUAGCCGAACAAGGAAACAUGCUGCUGGACUUUGACACCCAGACCUGCUGGAUGGACAUCAACUUCCUCUGCUUCAUUUCCAGCACUUGUCUGGUUCUUCUUACUCUCCUCAUGUCCUUCAUCUACCACUUUCUGAGGUGGCAACUAGUCUACUCUGUCCACUACUUUCUGGCCUUCCUGUAUGACAGCAGGAAGAGGAAGAUUGGAGCUGCUCAUUGCUACGAUGCUUUUGUGUCCUAUAACGUCCACAACGAGGACUGGGUUUACAAGGAGAUGCUUCCGGUGCUGGAAGGAGAGCAAGGCUGGAGACUCUGUCUGCACCACAGAGACUUCCAACCAGGUAAACCCAUCAUAGAGAACAUCACAGACGCCAUCUACGGCAGCAGGAAGACCAUCUGUGUGAUCAGCCGCCGCUACCUGCAGAGCGAGUGGUGCUCCAGAGAGAUCCAGAUGGCCAGCUUCCGGCUGUUUGACGAGCAGAAGGACGUGCUGAUUCUGCUGUUCCUGGAGGACAUCCCGGCCCGUCAUCUGUCUCCGUACUACCGCAUGAGGAAGCUGGUGAAGAGACGGACCUACCUCAGCUGGCCUCAGGCCGGUCAGCACCCGGGACUCUUCUGGCAGAAAGUCCGCAGAGCUCUGCAGACGGGAGACGCUCCUGCUGAGACCACCGACCUCCUGACCGGACCGGCACAACUCUGA
Molecule: messenger RNA, 2990 nt
Organism: Stegastes partitus (bicolor damselfish)
Lineage: Eukaryota; Metazoa; Chordata; Actinopteri; Pomacentridae
Product: toll-like receptor 13
Exons: 3
Coding region: 141-2990 (949 amino acids)
Biological process (GO): toll-like receptor signaling pathway; inflammatory response
Cellular component (GO): plasma membrane
Molecular function (GO): protein binding; signaling receptor activity
Source: RefSeq, a predicted model, not a curated record